This is a messenger RNA of Nicotiana tabacum (common tobacco), 465 nucleotides long. NCBI's taxonomy places the organism in Eukaryota, Viridiplantae, Streptophyta, Magnoliopsida, Solanales, Solanaceae. The record is from RefSeq and is a predicted model, not a curated record.
AUGAAGAGAUUUUGUCGAGCUGUCGUAGAGGUUUUUGGCGAUCACUAUUUGAGAUCACCAACAACUAACGAUGUUGCAAGGUUUCUGUACAUCAGUGAACAACAUGGUUUUCCAGGAAUGCUAGGCAGUUUAGAUUGCAUGCAUUGGAGAUGGAAAAAUUGUCCAACAGCAUGGGCUGGACAAUAUGCAGGUCCGUCACGUUUUUGGAGAAAAGAGGUGUUACGUGAUAUAAUGACCACAUGUAUUAUACUGCACAACAUGAUAAUUGAGGACGAGCGUGAUCUUAAUGCACCAAUUGAAGAUGCACGUGAAUGUCCAGCUCCUACGGUAGAAAUGACAGUAGAUGAAGAUCACCGAUUUGAACAAUUUUUAGCUCGACACAAAAAAAUUAAGGAUAAAGAUGCGCAUUUCGCACUUCAUAAAGCAUUAAUCGAGCAUUUAUGGGAGAAUAGAGGCGAAAGUUGA